AUGUCUGCUUCAUCCCUUAGGAAUAUUAUCGUGAUUGGGGGCUCCUUUGUAGGACGGGCAACUGUGCAAGAGCUCGUCAAGAUCAUUCCACCAACUCAUCGGAUCCUUUUGACGGAGACUCACAGCCACUUCCACCAUCUAUUCACAUUUCCUCGUUUUGCCAUCGUUCCUGGACAGGAACACAAAGCUUUCAUUCCUUACAGUGGCUUGUUUUCCGGCGCACCCGAUCCCGCUUCGCACGCCGUCAUCCAAGCUUGUGUCACCUCUAUUCAGCCGGGGCACGUCCAGCUCGACCGAGAAUGGCAAGGCUCUACGCAUGUACCCUUUGAUUACGUCGUCGUCGCAACCGGAACGAGAUUGUCAAAACCCGCUGCGAUGGAGCACGAUGACAAGCCCUCGUCGGUUGAAUAUUUGCAAUCCCACCAAGAUCAAAUCAGGCGAUCCAAGACCAUCUUAAUUGUUGGAGGUGGUGCAGUGGGGGUCCAAAUGGCCACGGAUUUGAAGGAGUACUUCCCAGACAAGGAGGUCACUGUCGUACAAUCACGGGCCCGAGUCAUGCCCAGUUUCCAUCCCCGACUCCAUGAAAUCAUUCAGGAGCGAUUUGAUCAACUCGGCAUUCGACUCAUCACAGAAUCACGGGUCAAAAUCCCCCCAGGAGGAUUUCCUAAUACUGGAACACCCUUUGAUGUGGACCUCACGAACGGCUCUAAGGUGUCUGCAGAGUUUGUCAUUCUAGCUACUGGGCAGACCCCCAACAAUCAACUAGUGGCAGACCUGAAACCGUCCACACCAGGGGCACCCUCAAUAGUCAACCCGGAUAACGGAUACAUCCGCGUUAGGCCAACAAUGCAGUUCCUCGAUGAGAAGUAUGGGAACAUGUUUGCUGUUGGGGACAUCGCCGAUACCGGAGCACAGAAAGCUGCGAGACCCGGAGCCGCGCAGGCUGCAGUCGUUGCGAAAAAUAUAGUGUCGUUGAUAGAGGGAGAAACCCCCCAAGAGAAGUUUGUGAAGGGACCCGGAGCAAUCCACAUCACUUUGGGAAUGAAAUACAAUAUGAUUUUCCGCAACCCGAAUCCUGCGGAAAAUCAAACCGAGCCGUGGAUUUUGGAAAAACACGACGGCCGGGAGGAUAUGAAUGUGGAAAGUAUGUGGGAACGUAUGGGAAUCUCGAUUGAAAAUCCGCGUCAGUACCAUCUUUAA
Molecule: messenger RNA, 1200 nt
Organism: Penicillium oxalicum
Lineage: Eukaryota; Fungi; Ascomycota; Eurotiomycetes; Eurotiales; Aspergillaceae
Exons: 6
Coding region: 1-1200 (399 amino acids)
Cellular component (GO): cytoplasm
Molecular function (GO): flavin adenine dinucleotide binding; electron-transferring-flavoprotein dehydrogenase activity
Source: RefSeq, a predicted model, not a curated record